AUGUGUGAGACAUUCAAUAGUUGGAUAUUGGCAGCUAGGCACAAGUCUAUCAUUACUAUGUUAGAGGAAAUUAGAAUCAAGUGUAUGGAGAGGAUGAAUAGCAUAAGAGAGUUUUCUGAAAAAUGGGUAGGUGAGAUAUCACCCAUGGCUAUGGAAAUACUUGGAGAGAAUGCGCAAAAGGCAGCCAAAUGUGAAGUCAAAUUUAAUGGUGAAACAGGGUAUGAGAUCCAGGAUGGGUCAUAUAAACAUGUUGUUGACUUUUGGACAUGUACCUGUACUUGUAGAUCAUGGCAACUCAAAGGAAUUCCAUGUGCACAUGCAAUUACAACAAUGCAUUAUAAGAACUAUGAGGUUGAGCCAUAUGUUGACCAUUGGUAUAGAAAGGAUACUUACCUGAAGGCAUAUAGCAGAUUCAUUCAACCUUUAACUAGUAUGAAUUUGUGGCCAAAAAGCACACUGCCUGCUAUUGAGCCACCUGUUAUAAUUGCAAUGCCAGGAAGGCCAAAUAAUUAA
Nicotiana tabacum (common tobacco) is the source of this 513-nucleotide messenger RNA. RefSeq lists its product as uncharacterized. The record is from RefSeq and is a predicted model, not a curated record. NCBI's taxonomy places the organism in Eukaryota, Viridiplantae, Streptophyta, Magnoliopsida, Solanales, Solanaceae. Gene Ontology annotation, molecular function: zinc ion binding.